This is a messenger RNA of Danaus plexippus (monarch butterfly), 4423 nucleotides long. RefSeq names its product cAMP-dependent protein kinase type II regulatory subunit (gene Pka-R2). Gene Ontology annotation, cellular component: cAMP-dependent protein kinase complex. Bases 359 to 1507 code for a protein of 382 amino acids. NCBI's taxonomy places the organism in Eukaryota, Metazoa, Arthropoda, Insecta, Lepidoptera, Nymphalidae. Gene Ontology annotation, biological process: regulation of protein phosphorylation. The transcript is spliced from 7 exons. The record is from RefSeq and is a predicted model, not a curated record. Gene Ontology annotation, molecular function: cAMP-dependent protein kinase regulator activity.
AACUAGGCGAGCGAUUAGUAGUAUAGAGAAGUAGGGCAAUCCAGAUUUCGCCAUUUUUACUUUUCAGUGAAAGGAGAAUUUAUAAUUGUCAGGCUGGAGGGCGAAGAAUAUUUUGAAAAAAGUGUGUCAUUACAUUUAAUUAUUUAUAGUCAGGACUCUUAUUUGAGAAAAUAUUUAUAUAAUAGUGUGGUUUUGUUUAUUACUAACUUUUGUAUGUAGUGCUACUUCCCCGUACUAAGAUUGCUCUUUGCUGUCGCUUAGCUUAUUCAAUGGCUAUGAUAUCGAAAUUUUAAUCUGGUGAGUCGCUGUGACGUUCUCCGAGGGAUAGUUACAAGAAAGAGACGUGACGCGGUUAGAAAUGAGCAGGCCUCAAGGCGGACGAAUCCAAGUCCCGGAUGACCUUAGAGAGAUCUUACUAGAAUUCACCAUAAGUUAUCUAUUGGAGCAGCCGGGAGACGUUAUCAACUACGCUGUUGAGUUCUUCACAAGGUUACAGAACAAUCGGACCACGACGAUAGUGCGAGGUCCGUCGGCGGGCACUCCCGAUGAAUCCAUAAUAUCAGACGAAGAAGAGCCGCCGGUGGCGCGCUUCAAUAACCGUCGUAAAUCUGUGUUCGCUGAGACUUACGAUCCCGAAGAGGAUGAUUCCGAUGAGGGGGCUCCGGCAGUGUUCCCUAAAUCCGAUGCUCAAAGAGCUCGCCUCGCUGAUGCCGUACGCGGUAUACUACUCUUCCGCUCAUUAGACGCUCAGCAGAUGCAACAAGUUUUGGACGCAAUGUUUGAGAAGCGUUCAGAGCCCGGUGAGUACGUGAUCCGCCAGGGUGAUGAUGGAGAUAACUUCUACGUCAUAGAGAACGGCGUCUUUGAUGUACUGGUCACGGGGGACGAUGGCGUGGAGAAGGUGGUUCAUACGUACGAGGGCUCUGGUUCCUUCGGUGAGCUGGCCCUGAUGUACAACAUGCCCCGGGCGGCGUCCGUGAGGGCCACCUCGCCCGGGGCGCUGUGGGCGAUGGACCGUCACACCUUCCGCCGCAUCCUACUCAAGAGCGCCUUCAAGAAGCGCAAGCUGUACGAGGAGCUGCUCGACAAGGUGCCCAUGCUGAAGGCACUCCAGUCGUAUGAGCGCGCCAAUCUGGCGGACGCCCUACUGCCGCGCACCCUCAUAGACGGGGAGCUGAUCAUCCGCCAAGGAGACACAGCUGACGGGAUGUACUUCGUGGAAGACGGCUCAGUCAGCAUCCGUAUCGCGAGGGAUGAUGGAAACGAGCACGAGAUCAAGAGACUUGGUAAGGGAGGUUACUUCGGCGAGCUGGCACUGGUAACCCAUAAGCCUAGAGCUGCUUCCGCUUACGCUGUUGGACCCACGAAGGUCGCAUUUCUGGACGUAGAGACGUUCGAGCGCCUGCUGGGUCCCUGCAUGGAGAUCAUGAAGCGGAACAUAGACGACUACGAGGAACAGCUCGUCAAGCUGUUCGGAGACAAGAGCAACCUCACCGACGUGCGAUGAACUCGCACCGCCCGCCACCAACCACCUAUCAUCACCACCCCUCCCCGCGACGAAUAGACAUACAACGUGUUCCAUAUUUAAAAUUUGACAACUGCCCAUAUAUUUAUUUGUCCUAUCGUUACCUUUUCUUCUCUAUGAUUUGAUGAUUAUGCCAUAGACAACAGUUUUGUUUAAUUUUUUUUUAAAUACCAUGGGCAGUAAAUGUGACACGAUCAAUGAGCCAUGAUAUCGAAAUGAAAUGAAUCUUUGGAAAUGAAAAACAUCAGCGAAAUUGUGUAAUCAAAAAAAAAAUGGCUUGAUCUCGAAAAUUUAUUUAUAAAAUAUACAAAUAAAGAUCAAAUAUUCUUUCGAAUAUCUCUGAAUAUUUGAUUUUUAAUAAAAAAAAAAACAUAUUUAAAAUAAUUUCUAUAAAUUAGUGCCAUGUUAUUUAACCGUUCUAAGUUAAGAAUACGUUAUAAAGGAGGGGUAGUUGAUAAGUGUCCGAUAGUAUUGCUUUUUAACAAAAAAAAAUACGCUUAUAUUAGAUAGAUGGAAUGCCUUAGUAGCUAUGUAAAACUAGUUUCUUUUAAUAUCAUUGGCUGGUCUAUUCGAGCAUCGAGAGGCAGGAACCUUUACUCACAGUCGAAAAAUACCACCAAUAUUGUUUUAUUGAAGGGUAUUGGAUGUUAGUUGUUUAUUAUUACAUUGCUAAUGAUAUUAAAAGUCUCGCACUAUGUACCAGACGAGGCAUUUAGUCUUUAUACUGUCUUAAUAACUAUACAAGGCAAUACUAUUUGGAACACUUUGUUUAUUAGGCUAAUACACGCUAUCAUCCUUUUUUCUUUCGAAGGUCAUUUCCACACUGUCCUUUAAAUUAUAUAUACCUUAGUACGGUAAAAGUUUUUACGUGAUUCGAUGAAAUCUUGUCACUUGUAUUAAUUUAUUUAAUCCUAAUUAAUGAAUUAUAUUUAUGUAUAUGAGGUUGAAAUCAGUUAGUGAACGCCAAAUCUAUUAGCGAACAGGGAUAUAAUUGGCUUUUGUUAUUCUGUUUGUUUUAUAUGUUUAUGAAAUUCAGUAUUGAGUGUUUAUUUGGAGUUUGUUUUGUUUGUUAUUUGCGAUUUAGCUUUUCUACGUAGAAGCUUUCUGUCCGCCCCGAGUGAGUAUUUCUAUCGAAUAGAUCUGAGGCGAAAAUAACAUUUAUCGCUGUCUUAAAUAGAUGUUAUCGUCCCUUACUUCCAACCUAACAGUUUUUUGUAGGAAUGAUGAUUUGAAUUAUAAUAUUGUGUGUACGCUUCUCAUGAGACCUCAGGUAGCGGCCCAGUAUUAUAACACAGAUGUAAAUCCAGCCAAAGUAGAUGAAUACAUGAUAUCAUUGUAGCACUAUAAUUAAGUCUAUAUGUAGUUGAUAGUUUUUUGUCACUUCUUAUUGUAGUUUAGUAAAUUUAUGGGAGUUUUAAUGAGAAAUCCUGAGGGUGUGGUGUUCAGUCGGGACGCCAUGUACAAAACUUGUACAAAUUGUUUCAGUUGCCAUAGAAGAUUUUAUUAUUUUUAUUUUUAAUGAAAUAUUUAAUUAAUAUGAGAGAUGUUACUUAUUUUGUUUUUGAUUGUUAUAACGCUCACCAUAUAUUACCAUAGUCAUAUCCGUAUUUCGUCCACAGUCAAGCGUUCCUCAAUAGCCUAUACAUUCCCUUAUGAAAUGUUUAUAAAUUAUUUUAUUUAUGUUAUUGCAUUGAAUAUCAUUUUAUAAAGGAAUCAUUUAUUCUGCGAUUGUAAGACUCAAAGUGCCUCUCCGACAACAUCCAAACGACUGUCACUAACAAUGUUCUUAAUUUAAAUUUGAUGUUUUAAGUCACUUAAACUGCCUUCUCUAAUAUGGACUCUUGUAUGUAUAGGUGUGUGUUGUGUGACAUGGAAUGGUACAGCAGUCUUUGAUUUUUUUUUAAACUAUUAGAGAUGUAACAAUUACAGUAGUUGCAUCGAGUUAUGUUGAAAUUUAAAAGAAGUAUAUAUAUAUAUACAAAUGUUUUCCUUAACAAAAAUCAGCCGGACUGAUUAUAGAUUCUUUUAGAACAGAUUUAUUUAUUUAUAAUAAUUAUUAAAAAAAAUUAUACAAAUUGAAAUUGUACCUAUUUAUGCUGAAUUUCUAUGCAGCCAAGUUAUGUUUGUGUGGAAUGUGUGAAUUGUAUGGUUUUCCCUUCUAUGAUACAUAUGAGGUUUUAUAUAACUGUGUAACAUUGUGUCUUGUGUACGGAUCGAGUGCAACAGUACUCUGUGUGUCCCCGAAUAAACGACCCAGUAGUUGUAACAGUAUUGUGCAAUAAUUAUUGUCAUUUUUGUGGUUUUACAUAGAUAUCAUGUUAAAUUUCGUCAAUGUGGAAUUUAUUUAUGUAUUUAAAUUUAUUAGCAUAAGACCUAUCCUCUUUGUCCAUGUAGGACGAUAUAUAGCUGAUAAAGGAAAUAAAUAAUUUUACCUUAAUAAUAUUCUGAGACGUAGCACAAAUGUAUUAUCGUGUAAUUCGUUGUGACACAAAUUCUGUUGUCUUCCACAGGGACGCACAGAAAUCUCCAACAGCUCCGACUAUUGCUAUGGAGUCUUAAAUUCCUAACAUUUAACUGUAAAAUUAUAAAAUUCGAUACGCUUAAACGUAGCGUAAAUCUUUUUAUAAAUUACUAGUCAUCGAUGUCUAACGUAGUUUAUAACCUGACAGCACUAAGUCGAACAUUUCAUAAUCGUGUUACAUGUUAGCGGUAAGUUGUAUCGGUUCCACUAUGAAGCAUAUCAAGCGGUCUGCCGCCUCACGCAUCUUGAUCCUACGACCCUGUAGCCCCAGAACUAGUGCCGCUUAACCACGUCAUGAGCUUACCCUGUACAUUUAAAAAAAAUUAUGUAUCGUAAAAUGUUAGAAAACUGAAUUAUAUUUGUUUGUAGAUCUAUAA